CGUCGUCGUCAACAGUGAAUUUAAAAGAGUACCAGACUUGAUACUUUUUAAAAUAAUUAUCAGGUGGUUUAACUUGUGCUGGUGAUUGUUUAUUAUUAUUAUUAAUUUGGUUAUUGGUAAUAGUUAAUAUUAUUGCACAAAUGCAGGGACUCGAUAAAAAGUAGAAGGCGCGUAGGAGAAAAGUGACAGCAGACUGGAUAGUGUUCUUUAGUCUACCAGUAACUCAGUUGCUGGAGAGACAGUGUCUAAGUCGCUUGUACUAGAUACUAGACACUAGACUCUAGACUAUAGACCGUAGACAGUAAACACGAGACGUUAGACCUCAAUAUUUAUAAUAAAUAUACAUAAAAAUAUAUAUUUGUUAUAUAUAUAUUCAUUCAAUAAUGAAAUACCAGGGUGCCAUUAUCAUCAGUCUGCUAGUACUCGAAUGUUGCGGGACGCGAGUUCAGUCGAGUACUAAAAAAAAAAAGGAGAUACCAGCAACAGAUCAAUCAGCAGCUUCAUCAUUUUGGAGUCCAGCAAUAAAAACAGGAAACAUCUUCGGCCAAGAUGACACGAGCUCUUUCUUCUCAGCCGGACAUGGGCUAGUCCAAACCCACCCCAUAGCCAGCGCCUUCCAAAGUGGAUUCGGAGGGAUAGAUAAUCUCGGAAGCCGAGGCGCAACUGUGAGACCCCCGCGGACGCGUCCCCUGGAUUACAGCGAACGCGCAACAGCGGAACUCAGACGUAACCCGUCGCUUUCGGCGCCCGAUGAGUGUGCGAGAGCGUGCCGAGAAGGGGAGCCUCCUCGCAUCUGCUACUAUCACUUCACACUCGAGUACUACUCAGUGCUGGGCGCCGCGUGCCAAGUUUGCACACCCAAUGCUACCAACACAGUCUGGAGUCACUGCCAGUGCGUGUUAGCAGAUGGAGUGGAGCGAGGAAUUUUGACCGCGAACCGAAUGAUCCCCGGACCGAGUAUCCAGGUCUGCGAGGGCGACAAAGUCGUCGUCGACGUCGAGAAUCACAUGCAAGGAAUGGAGGCGACCAUCCAUUGGCACGGAAUCUGGCAACGUGGGUCCCAGUACUACGACGGAGUUCCCUACGUCACUCAGUGUCCCAUCCAAGAAGGCAACACCUUUAGAUACCAAUGGACCGCCGGAAAUGCAGGUACCCACUUCUGGCAUGCUCACACUGGUCUCCAGAAGAUUGAUGGUCUCUACGGCAGCGUAAUUGUCCGUCAGCCUCCCAGCAAAGAUCCCAACAGCAAUCUCUACGACUACGAUCUUACAACUCACGUCGUUUUGAUCAGUGACUGGAUGCACGAAGACGCCGCGGAACGAUUCCCUGGACGACUUGCUGUGAACACUGGUCAGGAUCCCGAAACUGUUCUGAUUAACGGAAAAGGACAGUUCAGAGAUCCAAACACCGGUUUCAUGACCAACACACCAUUGGAAGUAUUCACAAUAACUCCAGGACGUCGAUACAGAUUCCGUUUGAUCAAUUCCUUUGGGUCAGUUUGUCCAGCGCAAAUAACUUUCCAGGGUCACGAGCUGACCUUGAUCGCCACGGAUGGAGAACCAGUUCAACCUGUCCAAGUAAACACCAUAAUAUCAUUCUCUGGUGAGCGUUACGACUUUGUAAUAAACGCCGACCAGCCAGUGGGCGCCUACUGGAUCCAACUCCGUGGGCUCGGAGAGUGUGGAAUAAAACGCGCUCAGCAGCUUGCAGUUCUGAGAUACGCACGAGGUCCUUAUCAACCAUCAAGUUCCCCGCCAACUUACGACCUGGGUCUCCCUCAAGGAGUUGUGCUGAACCCGUUGGACGCGAUCUGUAACAUGCCCAGAGACGACGCGGUCUGCGUCAACCAACUGAAGAACGCAAAGGCAAUCGACGAGGGGAUUCUCCAAGAGCGUCCUGAUGUCAAAAUUUUCCUGCCAUUCAGAUUUUUAUUCUACCGUCCGGAAGAAGUUUUCCAACCCAACACUUACAAUAGAUUCCUGGUGGCGCCCACUGGCGACCACGUCAUUUCGCUUGUCGACGAAAUAUCGUUCACGUUUCCCCCGGCGCCUCCUAUUUCGCAGAUUAACGACAUCCCACCAGAGCAAUUUUGCAACGGUGACAAUAGACCCGCUGACUGCGGAGCAAAUUGCAUGUGCACUCACAAGGUCGAUAUUCCCCAUAACGCUAUUGUCGAAGUGGUACUCGUUGAUGAAGUACAGCAGCCUAAUCUCUCCCAUCCGUUCCACUUGCACGGAUAUGCGUUCAAUGUUGUGGGCAUGGGUCGAUCCCCGGACAAAAAUGUCAAGAAGAUUAAUUUGAAGCACGCACUCGAUCUCGACAGACGUGGACUCUUGCAUCGAGAGUUUAAUUUACCGCCUUCCAAGGAUACCAUCGCGGUUCCCAACAAUGGAUACGUUGUCUUUAGAUUCCGAGCUGAUAAUCCUGGAUACUGGCUCUUCCAUUGUCAUUUCUUGUUCCACAUCGUAAUUGGUAUGAAUUUAGUACUUCAUGUCGGUACACACGCAGAUUUACCACCAGUACCACCGAAUUUCCCAACUUGCGGUGAUCAUUUACCGCCGAUAACGCCGCCGCUGUCUCUCGACCAUUCAUUUCAUUGAGGAAGGCCAUUCUCAAUUUAACUUUUAAUAGGAAAUACUUUUGUAAAAUAGUUUAAUCGUCUAGCUGAAGAUGUCCAAGACCAACGAGUCCAACAAGACGGGAAUAAAUAUUGAAUUAUCGAUUAUUUAUUUAAGACGUCGAUAUAUUUUUAAUUUAAAUAUAAAAAAUAUGUCCGACAAACAUUAUCCUAACAUUGUGUAAUUCUGUAAAUAAUCUAGGCGUAAUUACUGUGUAUAACUUAUACACUUUAUAAUUAUUAUUAUUAUUAUUAUAAUUAUUAUUAAUAUUAUUAUUUUCUUAAUUAAAUGCA
Microplitis mediator is the source of this 2911-nucleotide messenger RNA. RefSeq lists its product as uncharacterized. Gene Ontology annotation, biological process: iron ion transport. The transcript has 3 exons. The record is from RefSeq and is a predicted model, not a curated record. Gene Ontology annotation, cellular component: plasma membrane. Bases 384 to 2600 code for a protein of 738 amino acids. NCBI's taxonomy places the organism in Eukaryota, Metazoa, Arthropoda, Insecta, Hymenoptera, Braconidae. Gene Ontology annotation, molecular function: copper ion binding; oxidoreductase activity.